Messenger RNA from Pelobates fuscus (common spadefoot toad), 945 nucleotides. RefSeq names its product pulmonary surfactant-associated protein A-like. Gene Ontology annotation, molecular function: signaling receptor activity. The record is from RefSeq and is a predicted model, not a curated record. NCBI's taxonomy places the organism in Eukaryota, Metazoa, Chordata, Amphibia, Anura, Pelobatidae. The coding region runs from base 11 to 763 and encodes 250 amino acids. The transcript has 4 exons.
GACCACCAUCAUGUUUGUAAAGCAGUCUAUUUUCCUGCUGAUAGCUAUUUCCCUGACUUGUAAAGCUCAGCAAAUUGAUAAGUGUGCUGGGAUCCCAGGUCUUCCGGGCACUUCAGGUGUGAACGGGGUUCCAGGCAGAGAUGGAAGGGAUGGCAUACAGGGAAAUACUGGAUUACCAGGUCCUCAGGGUCCACCAGGAGGAAGUCCAGGAGUACCAGGACGAGAUGGACUGACAGGACCUAUUGGGGUCCCAGGAUUGCCAGGUCUAAAGGGAGACAAAGGAGAUAUUGGACUUCCAGGUAUCCCAGCUUUGUUGGAUGUGAAACUACAACAAUUUCUGGACAAGAUAGUUAAUCGAGUAACUAGAUUGGAAGGAGUUCUGCGCUUGGAAGGCAAAAUACUAGAAGUAGGAGAUAAGAUAUUGGCAACCAAUGGAAAAGAAGUUGAUUUUGAAACAUCUAAAGCUUCGUGCAAAAAUGUUGGUGGGGAAAUUGUCACUCCACUGAAUGAAGCAGAAAACAAUGCUGUUUUAAAUAUCGUUAAAGAUCGCAACAGAUAUACAUAUUUAGGAAUCAAAGAGGGUCAAACACCUGGAGAUUUCCACUAUUUGGAUGGAACACCAGUGAAUUACACUCACUGGAGAAGAAAUGAACCCAGUGGUAAAGGAAAAGAAAAUUGUGUUGAGAUGUACACUGAUGGGCAAUGGAAUGACAAAGCCUGUAACCAAUAUCGUCUUACCAUUUGCGAGUUUGAAGUAUUGUAGACAUGCAGGUUUUUUCCAUACACUUUCCUGCUUAUUAUUGUUUGAUCUGAGCAGUAAAUAUAUAGUUGAAUGUCAAUGUUUUAAAUAUCGAUUCUCAAGACCCUUGGAUAAAAAUGCAUGUGAUUAAUAAAUUAAUAGUGUUUGUAAUGCUUUGCUAUGAGAAAAUAAAAAGCUGAUGCAUA